Aureobasidium subglaciale EXF-2481 is the source of this 2379-nucleotide messenger RNA. RefSeq lists its product as uncharacterized. Gene Ontology annotation, molecular function: DNA-directed DNA polymerase activity; DNA binding. The transcript has a single exon. Gene Ontology annotation, biological process: double-strand break repair via nonhomologous end joining. NCBI's taxonomy places the organism in Eukaryota, Fungi, Ascomycota, Dothideomycetes, Dothideales, Saccotheciaceae. Bases 147 to 2195 code for a protein of 682 amino acids. Gene Ontology annotation, cellular component: nucleus. The record is from RefSeq and is a predicted model, not a curated record.
UACAUAUGACACUAUGAUUGCCCAAGUAUCAUUGGACCCAGAAUAUUGCAUUCUCGCCGAAAGUCUUGGAAGCCAUCCAUUGUAGAUUCCUCGACAUCUUGAGCCUAGCGGCGUCUUGUCAGAAUCAACAAGCAGCUACUUGAAUCAUGUCUUCGUCACAUUGGAUGGCUUCUUCUCCACCUCCGGACCCUACUGCGGAGCAAAAGCCAGACCCGAUGCCAAAUCCAGCCCUACAACUCUCUUCUUUGCCGCCGAUCUUUCUAUCCGAAUCACACCUCGAUACUUGCGAGUUACACGAACUCGAGGACAACGUGAUCGAAGCUGGAGGUAUUCUUUCAUAUGAUCUCAAGGAAGCCGGGAUUGUCUUGACUAAAGCGGAACGUAAGAGGCGUAUCCAGCUAGAUCUGCGCGACAAAAAGUGCUAUACCGAGGAAGUCGAAAUCGUUAAAGACACGGGUGCCUCUGACGUUGUAUCCCGAAACACGACAGACCAUUCGAAUAAGAAGCUGAAGUUUUCCCGUUCGAAUGAGUCCGAAGAGAAUGGAAAGAUGAACCUGGAUACACACGAUGUCAGUACUGAAUCUGAUACGGAAGAUGGGUCAAACCCAACCAAGCGCAAGCACAAAACUUCCGCAGCCAAGCAGGAUUCGAACCGUGCCUACUUUUCGAAUCCAUACAUCAAGGUCCUGCGACUGAAAUGGUUCUUCGACAGUCGAAAAGAGGGCACCAUCCUGCCCAUCGAACCAUAUUUGCUAUACCAAGGUCGGCGUGUUGAGAAGCCCGACAAUAUCAAGACACCAAUCAAAGGCUCAAGCUUCACUGCUCAGACCAACACACCACGGUCCAUUUUAGAAAGAGCAAGAGCUGAUGCCGAUGACAACCCAUCCUCUCCAGCUCAGCAGCGCAGCAGUCGCAAACUUGGCCAAAUUGGUGGCAGUAAGACUUCAGCGCCAUUCCAACCUACAAUGCAUGCCAAGCGAGCUCAAUUGUUACACCAAACGACCUCCGAACACGACUCAGGCCAGUCCUCCGACCUUCCCGAGAUGCCGCCAUGGGUUCAGAACGAGGUCAAGUAUGCUUGUCAACGUGCAACGCCAGCCGACCCGCCCAAUGCAGAGUUCAUUGCUCAGCUUGAUAAAAUCAAGUUGGCUCGACUACUCACUGGCGACGAAAUCGGUGUCAGAGCCUACAGUACUAGUAUCGCUGCCAUAGCCGCCUACCCUCACAAGUUUAGCUCUGCACGCGAGAUCAUGCAUCUACCAGGCUGUGACGCAAAGAUCGCAAACCUCUUCGUUGAGUUUGCAAACUAUGGCAAGAUCACAGAGGCAGAAGAAGGAGAAAACAAUGAUGAGCUCAAAGUUGUGAAGCUAUUCUACAACAUCUGGGGCGUCGGAGCUACAACAGCAAGAGACUACUUCAAGGAGAAAGGGUGGAGAGACUUGGACGACGUAGUAGAAUUCGGCUGGAGUACCUUGUCGCGAGUUCAACAGAUCGGGGUCAAGUAUUACGACGAGUUUCUGUUACCCAUCCCUCGAUCUGAAGUUGAAGACAUCGCCGCCAUCAUCCACAAGCAUGCGGUCAAAGUUAGUGAUCAGGGUAUGCAGAGUCUAGUCGUCGGUGGCUAUCGACGAGGCAAAGAGAACUGUGGCGAUGUGGAUAUCGUCUUGUCGCACCCAGAUGAGGAUAAGACUCUGAACAUGGUCACCAAUGUCGUUGCGAGUCUGGAGGAACAAGGCUGGAUCACGCAUACACUAUUGAUCACCACCAAGACCAGUGAUCGUAAACAGGAAACGCUUCCUCUGAACUCGUCCUCAUCGCAUGCUCACGGCGGCUUCGACAGCCUCGACAAAGCGCUAGUGGUCUGGCAAAAUCCCAAGCACGACCUUGACCGAACCGACACGAAGGAAAAGAAUUUGAAUCCUCAUCGCAGAGUCGACAUCAUCAUCGCGCCUUGGAAGACCGUGGGUUGCGCGGUAAUGGGCUGGUCGGGCGGUACGACUUUCCAACGGGACCUGCGCCGCUACGUUCGACAAACCUACAACUACAAGUUCGACUCUUCCGGCGUUCGAGAUAGGAGGACCGGAGCAGUGGUCGAUGUCGAUGGGAAAGCAUACACAAUGGAGGAGGCGGAGAAGAAUGUCUUUGGCGCACUGGGACUGGACUACAGAGAGCCAUGGGAAAGAUGCACAGGAUAAGCAACACCUUGAAUCAAAAGGAUAUCAGCUCUAUUUGGUAGCAAAUUUGGUGCGUUGUCUCGCCCAACGCCAGUCCUGGUAUUAUACUCAGUCGAUUUAGCGUUUCCUUCGUUCAGGCGGCAUUGGUGUAGUGGAAAGAGCUCGUGUCUACUCCCACGUGGCUCGUGACCGCACGUCGCCUGUU